Molecule: messenger RNA, 1428 nt
Organism: Aspergillus nidulans FGSC A4
Lineage: Eukaryota; Fungi; Ascomycota; Eurotiomycetes; Eurotiales; Aspergillaceae
Exons: 1
Coding region: 28-975 (315 amino acids)
Source: RefSeq, a predicted model, not a curated record
CUACAAUAUCAAGACCCUAACAGCAUCAUGUCUACUAACAAAGUCAGUUCCAGCUCUUCGCCGAUGGACAUUGACGAGAAGAAUACAUUGCUAUCUGAGCCAUCUGCCUCCACAGGCACAGCCUCCGCCUCUACUGCAACAGCACCAUCUUAUUCUCCUCUUUAUGCGACAGCCAAACCCACCAGCAUGACAGUCCUCGAGGCUCCUACGCCAGACAUCCCAGAUGACCCGACAACCACCAUUCCACCACCGGAAUCUCUUACUGCUACGUCUGCCUCUGCAUCUCCGCCACCACCGCAGCCAGGUGCUGUGCCCGUCCCUGACCCAACCAGUAGCAUAGCUUCCAUCCCGAAGGAUCAGCAAAAGCAAGCUACAGAAGAUGAACCCAAAGCUGGAAUUGAGGACCAUUCAUCUCCUCCAGUGCCGGCACCUGCACCGAAGAGCGGCGCUGUGCGCACGCCUGCACCAGCUUUACAAACACGAACACAUGAAGUACCGCCUUCUUCAAACCCUAACCCUGCACCUGCUAUCAUAACCAGUGCACCUGCGUUCCCCCCAGGCGAAACAGCUCCUACCUCAACCUCGACGUCCUCUACCGGAGGCAUAUAUCCAGCUCAACCUCAAACAGCUAGGGCAACAACGACAGCUAGUUCUUAUAGCUACACAUCAGGGCCAAGCUCAAGCUCUGGCUACAGUUACCAGUCCCAAUAUCAAGGUCCAGUUCCCAACUCAACAACAACACCCUACGCCUCGGUCUACACUCCUCCCUCGGCAUCUACCUCCACCACCCUUCCUCUGCACAGCGCCACUGCCACUAGCUCAAAUUUAGGUACACAUACUGAUGGCGGUGAAGGUGAAGGGGGCCUCUGGGAAAGCACAAAAUCGUGGCUGCACAGCGCGGGGAACAAGCUUGCUGAAGUGGAGGCCGAGGUCUGGAAAAGGAUUAAUGAGGCACAUGAUAGUGAUAAUAAAUGAGCGUGUGCUCUAGGUGUCUCUUUCGAUUUUGUGGUUUAUGUUUGGUUGCACCGUCUACGUCUUUUUUACGACGAGCUUGGUUGGGUAACAGAAUGGAAGGGCUUAAGUGUUUAGAGAGUAAGGCUCAUCCGAGAUAUAUCUGGCGAAUACUACUGAUAGAGGUGGGAGCAGGGUUUAGAAAAGUUGGGUAGUUCUGAAUGAUCCAUAACGCUCUCUACUUGCAAAAUUGCAUCAAAAAUAAGAUAAUAAUAUUUCCAUUUCCUUGUUGAAUUGGGAUCCCCAGUUCCAAUCUGAAGUUCUAAUCAAACCAAACCAUGACCAGACACCAAGCUGAGAUAAAAGUUCGACAGCAAAGUGAACCGGCAAAAUGAAGAUACAGAGUGGCGAGGGCAGUAUAUUAAACUCAAUGCCGGGGGUACUGCAUGCCCGUGCGUGUUAUAUCAGGGAAAAAAU